Dermacentor silvarum is the source of this 1825-nucleotide messenger RNA. RefSeq lists its product as uncharacterized. The record is from RefSeq and is a predicted model, not a curated record. The transcript has 4 exons. The coding region runs from base 1182 to 1745 and encodes 187 amino acids. Lineage: Eukaryota; Metazoa; Arthropoda; Arachnida; Ixodida; Ixodidae.
CACACGGCUUUAACGGAAAAACGCACGGCCGCAGUGCAACAUGCAGCCGGGGCUGGCAUUCAUCCUGUGACAUGUGUGACACAGCAGCCAACGGCCGCAGGAUAUCACGCUAGCGGUACCGCCGAAGAAUCUAGGGACACAGCAGUAGUCAGUGAUUCUAACUGCAACGACACACAAGGAGCCAGUGUUUCCGAAGACGAGGACAUCGCACCAGUGGAAGAAAAUGACGCGUCGGGAACGUCUUUCGACGAAGCGUUAGCUGAUUUUAACUGCAACAACACGCAAGGAGCCAGUGUUUCCGAAGACGAGGACAUCGCACCAGUGGAAGAAAAUGACGCGUCGGGAACGUCUUUCGACGAAGCGGUAGCUGAUUUUAACUGCAACGACACACAAGGAGCCAGUGUUUCCGAAGACGAGGACAUCGCACCAGUGGAAGAAAAUGACGCGUCGGGAACGUCUUUCGACGAAGCGGUAGCUGCACGCACUGAAAGCACAAGAUGUCAUUUUUGCGCUACUAUGAAAGCAAAAGUGCAGCUGCUCGAGGAUGAAAUACAGAAGCUAAAACAGGGUGGCUCCCCUUAUGCAGCAAACAAGCACCAAGGAAAACUUGUGACAUCUAUGAGCAAUGCUGAAGUGCAUUUUUACACAGGCAUGUAUAAAUGGAGGUCUUAUACACCUUACACAGCAUGCACUUUCCUAUUCAUAGAAUUUUUUUUUUUGCAGGGUUAUCUAAGGCAGUUUUCUUCACCAUACUAGCCAGCAUUGUUCCAGUUCUUCCCUCUGCACAACACAAGUUCCCUCACGAGAUGCAGCUGCUUUCUUUCCUGAUGAAACUUCGUCUGAACCUUGCAUUUAAGGACUUGGCAUACAGGUUUGACGUCACGCCGAAGACUAUCAGCCAGAGCUUUAGGUUUCUGUUGGCUGCUGUUCACCACUUGUGCAAAGCAGUUAUAGUGUUUCCAAGUCCUCAGGUGUGCCACAGCUGGUUGACAGAAAAGGAACGCAAGAACUUUCCAAAGCUCCGUGCCAUCAUUGACUGCACAGAAGUGACUGUUGCUAGGCAAGCUGCUUAAUUUUUUACAUUCACAGGUUAUUCUUCACAACUGAAGCACCUGUCAUUUAUCACUUGUUUAACUACCUAUGAAUUGCAACCAAGAGAAUUGUAGUCAGUAUAAGUUAGGAUGCAAAUGAUUCAUUUUCCUAAACUUUGCAGGCCUUUAAACCAGGACUGUCAACAAGUUGUGUGGAGCAACUAUAAACAAAAUAGUACGUUGAAGUACCUCGUUGCUGUAAACCCACAUGGUGCAGUAAUGUUUUUAUCCAAGACCUAUGGAGGAAGAGUUUCUGAUAAGGAGUUGACGUUAUCAUCUGGAUUUAUGGACCACCUACAAAGUGGCGACCAGGUUCUGGCUGAUCGUGGCUUUCUCCUGUUCGAGGAAUUCUAUGAAAAAAAUGUUCAGCUGAUAACACCAAGCUUCACAAAGAACCGGGUGCAGCUCCCUGGACAAGAGGUCACAACCUCAAGGAGAAUUUCCUCAACACGAAUUAUUGUUGAGAGAGCCAUUGGUCAUCUCAAGAAAUGGCGCAUAAUGACUGGGACUGUUCCCUACACAUUAGUGGAUGUUUACGACGAAAUCACAACUGUAGUUGCUGGGCUUACAAAUCUUUGCCCACCACUGUCAAAAAGAGGCGAGGCUGCACCCACUGGCAUGGCAGAUCAGUUGGAGCUGGAUGGCCUGUGUUAACCUGUGUCCAAAAGUCAACAGCAAAGCAAACUGCAGCACUGUGACUGCAGACCCGCCCCAACCUGGAAAAAUGCAAAAAA